AUUCGUAUGGUUACAGAAACGAAAGUUGCUAUAAGUACAACAUUAUACCGUCUACUGUUAUUAUAAUAAGUAAUUGUUGCAGUGGAAUGUGAGUUUUCGAUUUGCGGUUUGCAUGUUGUGAUCUCUUCACGAUCCUCAUUUUAUGUUGUAGCGCAUCAACACCACUCAAAUUCACUAUAUUCGUAUUUGUGACGUUAAGGUGUGGAGAUACAGACCGUUUCAUACACAUAUAAUAGUAAUUAAUAGAGAGAGAGAGAGAGGAAUUAGGUUACAAAAAAAUAUCAAUGAAUUAUAAAAGUGAAUGAGCGAAUUAAUAACCUUAAAAAAACUCAUUUAACCCAAAAAAAUAUGAAAUGAACGCUAUUGUUAAAAAUAACAAUAACAUUCAGUAAAAUUACGAUAUGUUCCAGCACAUUUUUAAACAGAUGUGUUAUUUUUUUGUAUUUAUAAUCAACUAGUUCACAAACGUAUAUAUAAGUAAUGUAGAUUACAUUUAAUUUUCUAAUAUGCUUAGAUGGUGUACUAUAUACGAUAUAUAAAUAACUAUUAGUAUAUACUGUAUAAAAUAGAAAUAAUGAUAUUAUAAGAAAAUAUGGUAGAGAUUAUUGAAAAUUUUAAAAAUCAGAGAUUACCAGCAUUUGUUCUCGUUGGAGUUUUACCUGUAACUUUAUUGUUCCAUAUUAUUGGGAUAUCAAUACCUCAAUGGGUUAAAAUUAGCGGUUAUAAAGAAGGUUUGUGGGAAUACUGCGAUCCUAGUUGUACGAAGCAUAAUUGCAAACCUGAUUGGUUGUCUUCAUCUGGUGCUUUUGCUAUUAUUUCAACAUUAUGUCUUGUUGGUGCACUAGUUUGUUUAGCUGUAAUUACAACGACAAAAAUAUUUGAGAAAAACCCAUCAACUAUACUUAUGUGUUCACUAUGCACUUCAGCCGCUUUCUUUACAAUGCUUACCUGGGGAAUCUAUGUUGGGAAUACUGAUAAAAAGGAUCAUUUAGAUGCUGGCUUUGGCUUAGUUGUAUUUGGUUGGAUUUUGCAGAUAGCGUGCUGCUUGAUCAGCCUAAUUUCUUUUCGGGAAUUUAGUAGUAUAACUAUUGGCCAGUCGGCAUAA
This is a messenger RNA of Dimorphilus gyrociliatus, 1105 nucleotides long. NCBI's taxonomy places the organism in Eukaryota, Metazoa, Annelida, Polychaeta, Dinophilidae. The record is from the annotation of a GenBank genome assembly.